CCUGCGCGUCUGCGCCGACGUCCAUGGAGGCGGCGGCGGCGCGCUGAAGGGGCAACUGGGCCCGGAAAAGCUUUUUUUUUCCCCAGGGCGGUUCGACGAACGGCGGAGAAAUUGUGUUCCGCCUUUGCCGCUGGCGCUUCCUGUGGGCCUCAGCUUUUUGUCGUGUGGACGCGGCAAGUCCCGUGCACACGAUGGGGCGCAGGCAGCGCCAGAGACAGAAGGAGAGCCGGGAGAGGAGGCCUGGGGGCUGGCCAGAAGGUGGUUACCCCGAGAUCGUAAAGGAGAAUGCGUUGUUUGAGCAUUAUUACAGUAAGCUGGGCAUCGUGCCCGAGGGGGAGUGGGAGAGCUUUUUGGCAGCCUUGCGGGAACCGCUUCCUGCCACCCUUCGCAUCACAGGGUAUAAAAGCCACGCCAAAGAAAUUCUUCAGUGUUUGAAGAACAAGUACUUCAAGGAAUUAGAGAACCAAGUUGUAGAUGGUCAGAAAAUUGAAAUGCCACAGCCGUUAACCUGGUAUCCAGAAGAGUUAGCAUGGCAUACAAACUUAAGCAGAAAAGUCCUGCGAAAAUCACCAGAACUAGAAAAAUUCCAUCAUUUUCUUGUCAGUGAAACAGAAUGUGGGAACAUUAGUCGUCAAGAAGCUGUCAGUAUGAUUCCUCCCCUACUCCUUGAUGUCCAACCUCAUCAUAAGAUUUUAGAUAUGUGUGCUGCACCUGGAUCCAAGACUGCACAACUUAUUGAGAUGCUCCAUGCAGAUAUGAAUGUGCCUUUUCCAGAGGGAUUUGUGAUUGCAAAUGAUGUUGACAACAAGCGUUGCUAUUUGCUAGUUCAUCAGGCAAAAAGGUUAAACAGCCCUUCCAUCAUGGUUGUAAAUCAUGAUGCCUCCAGCAUCCCUAGUUUACAGAUCACUGCAAAUGGAAGAAAGGAAACCCUUUUCUAUGAUCGGAUAUUAUGUGAUGUCCCUUGCAGUGGAGAUGCAACCAUGAGAAAAAACAUUGAUGUAUGGAAAAAGUGGACUACACAAAACAGCUUGCAGUUACAUGGGCUGCAAUUAAGGAUUGCAACCCGUGGAAUUGAGCAGCUGGCAGAAGGAGGUAGGAUGGUAUAUUCAACCUGUUCAUUGAAUCCUAUCGAAAAUGAAGCUGUCAUUGCCUCUUUGCUGGAAAAAAGUGAAGGUGCCUUAGAACUUGCUGAUGUUUCUUCAGAGCUUCCAGGUCUAAAGCGAAUGCCUGGGAUUACACAGUGGAAGGUAAUGACAAAAGAUGGUCAGUGGUUUGAAGACUGGAAAGAUGUACCUUCCAACAGACAAACCCAAAUCCGGCCCACUAUGUUCCCCUUAAAAGAUGAAGAAAAACUUAAAGUAUUAAAUUUGGAGCGCUGCCUUAGAAUUUUGCCACAUCAUCAAAAUACUGGAGGCUUCUUUGUAGCUGUAUUAGUUAAAAAAUCUCGCAUGCCAUGGAAUAAGCGCCAGCCCAAGCUCCAUCAAGAGCUGCCAUGGAAGGCAGAAGAUGCCAUACCUGGGAAACAAGGAUCUUCAGAAACUGUUGAAGACCAUGUAACUACAGAUGCCAAAACUGAAAACACCUUGGUGAUUGAAAGUACAGAAAUGAAAAAAGAUGGAGUUUGUGGGCCUCCACCAUCUAAAAAAAUGAAGCUUUUUGGAUUUAAAGAAGAUCCAUUUGUGUUCCUUUCUGAAGAUGAUCCAUUGUUUCCACCUAUUCAGUCUUUUUAUGCCUUGGAUCCAUCAUUUCCCAAAAUGAAUUUGUUAACUCGUACUCAGGAGGGAAAGAAGAGGCAAUUAUACAUGGUUUCCAAGGAAAUAAGGAAUGUCCUCCUGAAUAACAGUGAAAAGUUGAAGGUUAUUAACACAGGAAUAAAAGUGUGGUCCAGAAAUACUGAUGGAGAGCAGUUUGGCUGUGCCUUCAGAUUAGCACAAGAGGGAAUAUAUACGUUGUAUCCCUUUAUCAACGCAAGGAUCGUAAAUGCCAGUAUAGAAGAUAUGAAAGUGCUAUUAACAGAAGAGAAUCCAUUCUUAUAUAAAUUUAGUAAUGAGGCACGUAGUGAAGUAAAAGGAAUAGCUAUGGGGAGCAUAGUGUUGAAAUAUGAACCAGAUCCAAGCAAAGCAGAUACUCUUCAGUGUUCCAUUGUGUUGUGUGGUUGGCUUGGCAAGACUUCUCUACGUGCUUUUGUGCCCAAGAAUGAGAGAUUGCAUUACUUGAGGAUGAUGGGAGUUGAAGUAUUCAAAGCAAAGAGGAAAGAAGGAAAUUUAGAAAAUAAAACAGAAACAGAAUCCUCAGCUACUGCAGAGCAGGCAGAGGAAGAAAUGGACUUAGGAUGUGAAGCCAAGGAAAACAGUGAACUGCCUAUGCAAAGAGAAGAUGAAUUGAAUGGACAAACUGUAAAGGAAUGUAUGGAAACAAGUAUAGGAGAAAAUAUGUCUUCUAGCAACAAAAAUGAGAAUACCAAAAAUGCAGAAACCAAAGAUCGUGUUGACCUUAGUGUUUAAAAAAAUCUAAACUGUUACUUUUCAUUGAUUGCUUAUGUCUAUUAUUUGAAUGCAGCUAAACACUUGCAAGCCAAUUUUAAUAAAAAGUUAUUCCAGUUUGUUGGAGAAAUGUGGUAUUGAGCCAUAUAUAUAUGUGUGUCUAAAAAUUGCUUUGUUUUAUCAUGUAAACUACAGGAUUUUGAGUAACUUUGGUGAGUCUGUUGCUGGCAAUAGAUUUUGCACCUCAAAAGUGGAUCUUACUAGUGAUAGGACUGAAUAAAUUAUUGGAAUGUGAUCUUGAUUUUUAAAAUUA
Pogona vitticeps (central bearded dragon) is the source of this 2796-nucleotide messenger RNA. RefSeq names its product NOP2/Sun RNA methyltransferase 2 (gene NSUN2). Lineage: Eukaryota; Metazoa; Chordata; Lepidosauria; Squamata; Agamidae. The record is from RefSeq and is a predicted model, not a curated record. Gene Ontology annotation, cellular component: nucleus; cytoplasm. Gene Ontology annotation, molecular function: tRNA binding; tRNA (cytidine-N5)-methyltransferase activity. Gene Ontology annotation, biological process: tRNA methylation.